This is a messenger RNA of Ochotona princeps (American pika), 2541 nucleotides long. RefSeq names its product arylsulfatase G (gene ARSG). The transcript has 12 exons. The coding region runs from base 803 to 2416 and encodes 537 amino acids. The record is from RefSeq and is a predicted model, not a curated record. Gene Ontology annotation, molecular function: arylsulfatase activity. Lineage: Eukaryota; Metazoa; Chordata; Mammalia; Lagomorpha; Ochotonidae.
GCUGUCCCCGGCUGCGCCCAGGCAGGCGCGGGCGCAGGAUCUGCAGCUGCCGGCGGCCCGCGCACCACCUGUUUCCGCCCGCGGGGACUUCCCCUGGCGGGGCGCAGCAGUGUGCGUCGGGGGGCUGAGGUGGGCCUCUCGGCCUCCUCGGGCGUCAGAGGCGCAGGCUGCGCUCGUCCAGCGCGGCCUCCCGUGGGAAGCCCUGCCUGUGCACCCUGGGCAAGGCCUCGGAGAAGCAGGACGCCGCCCGCGCCAGAGCAGAAACCUCAGAGAAACAUGAAGCCUGCAGCCAUCUGGAACUCGGAAACUCAUUCUGGACUGCCUGUGGCUUCUAGAACAUGCAGGUGUUCUGCAGAUGCAAGCUUUUCCCUGUAAUCACCAGGUGGGGUCUCCAGCCGAUGGGAGGCCCGCUCUGUGGCCCCUACACGCAGCAGGGUGGCUCUCUGAGGGACCCAGGACCUUGCUGACACCGCAUCUAACUGUCGUACCCAACUGCUUAUGUGUUGAGCCACAGGGAGAGACAUCUACAGAACCCAGGCAUGCCGAGGCAGGGCUUGUACCUUUCCUGACCCCUGAAUUAAGAUUCAAGCCUUGUCUCAUUAGCUCCACCAUCCCUGUGGCCAUUGCCACCAACGCCACUGCUGCCCCCCUGGGAGUUGCUUGCAGACCGCAGCCCAGCUCCCCAGGGACCUCCAGCAUUGCAAGACAAUAGAAAGGGAACUCUUGGGAAAGUGCCCUGCCCAUCUGCUCCCCCGCUGCCAGUCAAUCACUGUGGACAGCUGGAAGCCCCACCCUUUACGCCAUGGGCUGCCUCUUCCUCAAGGUGUUGCUGGUGGGAGUGAGCCUAUCAGGCGUCCUGUAUCCUCUUGUGGAUUUUCGCAUCCGUGCGAAAACAGGAGACCAGAGACCGAACUUCGUGAUCAUUUUGGCUGAUGAUAUGGGCUGGGGUGACCUGGGAGCCAACUGGGCUGAAACAAAGGACACAGCCAGCCUCGACGAGAUGGCCUCACAAGGAAUGAGGUUUGAAGAUUUUCACGCGGCUGCUUCCACCUGCUCGCCCUCCAGAGCCUCCCUCCUCACGGGCCGGCUCGGCCUCCGCAAUGGAGUCACGCACAACUUCGCGGUCACGUCGGUCGGGGGCCUUCCUCUCAAUGAGACCACCCUAGCAGAGGUGCUGCAGCAGGCGGGCUACGUCACUGGGAUGAUAGGCAAAUGGCAUCUUGGGCACCAUGGCUCUUAUCACCCCAACUUCCGUGGUUUUGAUUACUAUUUUGGAAUCCCAUACAGCCACGACAUGGGCUGCACCGACGACCCAGGCUACAACCAGCCACCCUGUCCAGCGUGUCCACGCCAUGACGGGCCAGCGAGUGGGCAUCAGAGAGACUGUUACUCGGACCUGGCCCUUCCGCUCUACGAGAAUCUCAACAUCGUGGAGCAGCCCGUGAACCUGAGCAGCCUGGCCCAGAAGUACGUGGAGAAAGCGACCCAGUUCAUCCAGCAUGCGAGUGCCAGCGGAAGACCCUUCCUGCUCUACGUGGCCCUGGCCCACAUGCACGUGCCCUUACCUGCAGCCGAGCCGCCAGCAGACCCACAGGGCCCAGGCCCAUAUGUUGCAAGUCUCCGAGAGAUGGACUGGUUGGUGGGUCAGAUCAAGGACAAAGUUGACCGCACAGCACAAGAAAAUACACUCCUCUGGUUUACAGGAGACAACGGGCCCUGGGCUCAGAAGUGUGAGCUGGCGGGCAGUGUGGGGCCCUUCACUGGAGCGUGGCAGACUCAUCGAGGGGGGAGUCCAGCCAAGCAGACCACCUGGGAAGGAGGCCACCGGGUCCCGGCGCUGGCUUACUGGCCAGGCAGAGUACCAGCCAAUGUCACCAUCACUGCCUUGCUAAGCGUGCUGGACAUCUUCCCCACCGUGGUAGCCCUCUCCGGGGCCAGCCUGCCUCCAGGCCGGCACUUGGAUGGCCUGGAUGUCUCCGACGUGAUCUUUGGCCGCUCCCAGAUUGGACACAGGGUACUGUUCCACCCCAACAGCGGGGCAGCUGGUGAGUUCGGAGCCCUGCAGACUGUCCGCCUGGGGCCGUACAAGGCCUUCUACGUCACUGGUGGAGCCCAAGCUUGUGAUGGACACACUGGGCCUGAACAGCAUCACGAGCCUCCUCUUAUUUUCAACCUGGACAGUGAUGUGGCAGAGGGUGUGCCUCUGCCGAGCGGUGGCGCCCAGUAUCAGGCCGUGCUGCCCAAGGUGAGACGGGCUCUGGCCGACAUCCUCCGAGACAUUGCUGGCGACAGGGUCUCCCAGGCGGACUAUGCUCACGAUCCCUCAGUGGUCCCCUGCUGCAAUCCUUCCCGAGUUGCCUGCCGCUGCCAAGCCAAGGAGCAGAACUUUCUGCAGGAAGAGACCUCUGGACAUUAGACGGGCAAGUUCACUUUCAAACUGCGUUUCACCCCCUUUACAGACACCUGCUUCAAAAAAUAAAUGUCAGAAUUCUGCUGUGAGGCCACCUCUCUGCCAGCCAGAGAGCAGCUGAGCUGAGUACA